This is a messenger RNA of Closterium sp. Yama58-4, 2541 nucleotides long. The record is from the annotation of a GenBank genome assembly. Lineage: Eukaryota; Viridiplantae; Streptophyta; Zygnematophyceae; Desmidiales; Closteriaceae.
AUGGCGACAGACGCUCCCCCCGCCGCGGUCCCCGCCGCCGAUGCCGCCGCCGAUGCCGGCGCCGGCACGUCCGCCGCGGCGACGGAGAAACUAAGCGAAGCGCUCGUGCCGAUCCACAAGGAGCUGCUGGACCUGCGCGACACGCUCAAGGCGAUGCAGGCGGCGAAGACGCCGCCGACGGAGGAGGCGCUGCAGCCGCUGCAGGAGCGGCUCGACGCGGUGGACAACAAGCGCGUGGACGGCAUCUUCGGCGGGUCGCUCAAGACUGUCAUUCCCGAGGGGCAGGCGAUUCUGCACGAGCUCAUGGACGAGGCCUACGAUUUGGUGGGCGAGCUCGUAGUCAAGGCGUCCGAGAUGCCGCCGGAGAUGAAGCAGAUCUACGACACGCUGUGCGGGCUGAAGCGCAAGCUGCAGAAGAUGAAGGCGGACCGGUCGUACUCGCUGGAGGACAUCCACCACUACCAGCUCAUGGUCGACGCCAUCGACUCGCGCCGCGUCGACGGGAUUUUUGCCGGGAACCUGCAGUCGAUCCCGCCGGGGCAGGCGCAGUGCAGCACGGUGCUGUUCCAGGUGUACGAGCUGCUGCGCAUCCUGCUGGGUUCCGCGCACGACAUGAACGCGGAGAUGCGGGGCAUCUACACGCACCUGAUUGGCAUCAAGCGCAAGCUGAUUGAGCUCAAGAGCAAGCACAUCAAGCACAGCACGGAGGACCUGCACAUCUACCAGCUGCAGCUCGAUGCCAUUGAUAGGGAUCGUGUGGAGGGGAUUUUCGGCGGCUCGCCCAAGACGGGCAUUCCGGCCGGGCAGGCGGUCUGCUCCACGCUGCUCGCGCAGUGCUUCAAGCUCGUGCAGGACUUGCAGGAAACGGCUACGGACGUAGCCAACAUGAAGUGGGAUUCCAGCCGUUCCUUGAGCAUCCCGUCCUCGCCGUCCCACCCCCUGAACGCCGACUCCCGCUUCGCGUCGGUUCCGACAAUCCCUCAGUCAGUCCCUGCGACGCGACCCGCGGCUCCGAAACGCGGGUCGUCUGGGAGUUUCAAGGAGAGGCUACAACCGGUAAGCAGUCGUGCGGCGUCAGCGGCGUCACCGGCGUUAGCGGUACCAGCGAUACCAGUGGCAACUGCGGCGGCAGAUUCGGACGCAGCUACAAGGCUAAGCGGUGCCAAUAGCGCAGGUUUCGGCGGAGGAAGCAGUCUCGGCGACAGAUUCGGCACCAGGAGCGAGGGAUACGGAAGCGAAAAUUUCUUCUGGCGGGUCGAUGCGCGGGCUCAAGAGCUGGUGGCGCAGUGGCGAGAUAUAACGGAUUUGGCGGCUUCCGCGCCUCCUCCGCCGCCUCCUCCGCUAGUCGCGCUUGAGCGGCGGCUGGACGAGGCGGAGGAGUGGCUAGGAGCAGCUGCGGCAGCGCUCGGCGCGCUGAGCCGCUCCUUCGUGCGAGCCGCCGCCGCGCGUUUCCCGCGCGGCCAGCGGUGGGAGAAUGCGGCGGCGCCGAGCCGCCGGCAAGCGAGAUUGAGUGUGGAAAGCGGAAGGAGUCCGGUUGGGUUAAGAGGGGUGAAGGUUCGGCUGGCGGUGAGCGGAAAGCAGGCGGAAGCGAAGGAGGCGGAAGAGCGGAGGCUGCUGCAGGCAGCUGCUGUGUGGUGGGUUCGCUGGAAUCGUGUCGCGGACCGCCGUCGCGCCUCUAGACCUCAUCCGGACGCAUCUCAUCAGCAGCAAUGGCCUGCCCGGCGCGCACAAGACCGCAGCGAGCGUGUUCUCCGCAAUUAUGGCGAAAGACGGCUGGAAGGGCUUCUUUCGAGGCAACGGGGUGAACUGUCUGCGAGUGGGGCCGCACAAGGCAGUGGAGCUCUGCACGUUCGAGAUGCUGAAGCGCCUGCUGUGCCGCCCGGGCCACCCGUUGCAGCACGUUCGGCGGCGCCUGUAUCAGGCGCAGCGGCAGGGCUGGCGGGCACGCUGCUGACAUACCCGCUGGAGCUCAUCCGCACGCGCAUCAGCGUUCAACCUGAGCUGUACCGCGAUUUGGGAUCCACAGUUAGAAAGAUCGUGCAGGAAGAGGGCGCCCUCUCUCUGUACCGAGGCCUAGUGCCGUCCCUCCUAGGUGUGGUGCCCUAUGCGGCCACCAACUACUUUGUGUACGAUGCGCUGCGCACCGCGUACAGGAAGGCCACCGGCAGAGAGCACGUGCCUAACGAGGCAACGUUGCUCUUUGGCGCUGCUGCCGCUUCCGCCUCCAGUGCCGUCACGUUUCCCCUUGAGGUGGUCCGGAGGAGGCUACAGCUCGGCGUGACAGCCGCAGGCGCUGGUGUUGCAGGGAGACAGACAGCUAUCACCAUUCUCAGGGGUAUUGUUGAGACAGAGGGCGUGCUGGCUGUGUACAGAGGGCUUGGGACCACGUGGUUGAAGCUGCUCCCUGCUGCUGGCAUCUCGUUUGUGUGCUAUGAGGCGGCGCGCGUGGCGCUGAGGGUGGAUGAUGCGAGCAUGGCGAGAGGGCAGGAGAAGAAGGGUGGCAGCAGCAGUAGCAGCAGUAGCAGCGCCGGGGGUUGGUGA